AUGGAAAGCUUUUUGGAAGAAUCUUCGGCGGUGGACAACCAAGCAAUUUUGAAACUUUUCAAUAAUAUUCCGAGUUUGGUUACUCCGCAACAAAAUGAGCAGCUUAUAAGGGAGGUCACUAAAGACGAAGUUAAGAAUGCAUUAUUUAACCUAGAUGGGCACAGUGCAACUAGGUGUGAUGGCUUUGGGUGUAGGUUAUAUACUUAUUGUUGGGAGGUUAUUUCAGAUGAUGUUUUUCAAGCUACUCGGGAAUUCAUGAGUGGGGUUCCAAUACCAAAGGGUAUUGCGAGUACUAUGGAGCUGGUUAGUUCAAUUGAUAAGGGGGCUAGGGGGCAUAAUGUCAUCCUCAAGCUGGAUAUCAUGAAGGCAUUUGAUCGAGUUGCUUGGGAUUUUUUGUCACGGUUGCUAGCUCAAUUUGGUUUUCAUUCUUGGUUUAUCUCUUGGAUAAUGAAUAACUUGGCCUCAGCUUGGUUUUCUAUACUCGUCAAUGGGAAACCAUGUGGUUUUUUCCAAGCAAAGCGUGGUUUGAAACAAGGGGAUCCACUGUCUCCUUUUUCUUUUCAUAUUGGUGUUGGAGACUUUGAGCUGAGGAUUGAAGAAUUUGAUUUCAUUAAGGAAAUUGCAACCAUUUGCAAUAGGCCGAGGGUGUAUCCCAAUUUUGCACUUAGCGUUUGCGGAUAA
Coffea eugenioides is the source of this 681-nucleotide messenger RNA. RefSeq lists its product as uncharacterized. Lineage: Eukaryota; Viridiplantae; Streptophyta; Magnoliopsida; Gentianales; Rubiaceae. The record is from RefSeq and is a predicted model, not a curated record. The coding region runs from base 1 to 681 and encodes 226 amino acids. The transcript is spliced from 3 exons.